AUGGAUGUCCCACAAAUGAAAUGGGAGGCCAAGGUAUCCACUUUGUUGGAACAAGUGAGGCCUGACCAAGUAUGGCCUUUGCUGGAGGAUUUCUUUGGCCUUAACAAAUGGUUUCCUGGUCUCCCCACAUGUCACGGCUUGCAGGGUGUCAAUGGUGUGCCGGGAUGCAUUCGCUACUGCUCAGGAUUCGGCAUUAAACGAAAGGGCGACGAAGAAAUCAAGUGGUCGAAGGAAAGAUUGGUGUCGAUCGAUCGUAAGGAGAUGACCUUCACUUAUGACAUGGUGGAUAGUAACAUAGGAUUUCAGUCGUACGUUUCGACUCUAAAGGUUUUUCGGGAUGGCACCGUGGUUUGGUGGAUUAGCCUCGAUCCGGUGGACGGCUGGCAAUUGCCAGAUUUGGUGGGCAAGUAUGAGAACGGGCUUAAGGGCAUGGUGAAAAAUAUGGAAGCUGCAAUUUGUAAUAAUGGUUAG
Striga hermonthica is the source of this 471-nucleotide messenger RNA. The record is from the annotation of a GenBank genome assembly. Lineage: Eukaryota; Viridiplantae; Streptophyta; Magnoliopsida; Lamiales; Orobanchaceae.